UUCUGCUAGCAGUGAAACCAGUGCUUACCCUGUUCUUCUUAUUCUUAUAGGCAAUCUGACCUACUCCGAUCUCGAAUUCCAGAUCGCGGCGCUUCUGUAUGGCCUCCAUGUCGACCGCCGACUCCGCUUCGAUAUCCGGACGAAAGCGGUCGUUCCACGCGGCGAUCGCCUCCAACCCGACGGAAUUCCGAUCCGGGUUCCCUCGCCGCGACCAUGUUCCCCUCUUCCCGAACAUUGAACGCGUCUCUAGUGAUGCAUUGCUCGAUGUGGCGGAGAAUGAGGAGGAGGAGGGAGAGUCCACUUCUAGCUGCUUCCAGAGCGACGUCUCCCACGAAUCCAAGGUGAUUGGGAGCUCUGUGAGCGGGGCUCCCCUGAGUGAUCUCCGUCGUAUUACCCAAACCUACUCUCGGAGGAUCAAGGAAGGCAGGAGUGGAAGAGAUCCGAAGCGAUCGAAAGUGGAGGUUAGCAAGAGAGACUCCGCUAUUGGAACCGAGGUCUCUGAGAUCCUCGAGGCGUUUCCUCGUGGGAAUUCUAAGAAGAAAGCCCCGGCGAGUAAGGUAUUGGAGAAAGAACCGGAGAUUUCGGACUCCUCCUGCCUCGGUUCCAUCACCGACGUGAAUGGCGGCGGAACGCUCAAAUCGGCGACGGACGAAGCAGCCGGGAGGUCCCAGAUCUCUCGGAACUCGGUGGCGCCAAUUAAGAAGCUGCGACGCGAUCGGGACCUCGACUCCGAUCUCGCCUGCUCCGAGCGGAUACCGAACGAGGGCGAGGAGGAGGAGGAGGAGAGUUCAGAGUACUCGACGUGCAACGAGAUGACCCUCUCCGAGAUCGAGGAGGAGCUCUUUGGCCUUUGCAGCUCCGAGGCGUUCAUCUCCGACAAUAAUUCCUCCUCCUCCUCCGAACUCGUCGUGUCCUCUUCUUCCUCCGACGGCUUCUCCGAGAAGACUCUCGACCGCGCCGCCCCCUCCGCCACCUUCUCCCUCUUCCUCCAGCUCGCGCGGCAGUUCUUGCCGUCGAGCUUCAGCAUGGACCCCGGAACUCAAUUCGAGGCUUUUGAGGAGUUCACGUUGAUGAGGUUUGAGGACGAGGAGGACGAGGAGAGCUAUCGGAGGCUUCGAAGCCGGGAGAGGAGAGACGCGGCGGUCCACAACUACGCCGAGGAGUACAGCAACACGACGAACGACGGCGGUCUGAUCCUGGAGCAACGGAUCGUGAUGAUUAACUGGAUGGUGGAGCAUUCGAGUGCGAUGGAGCUGCAGAGUGAGACGCUGUUCUUGGGGGUGAGCUUGAUGGACCGCUUUCUGAGCAGGGGAUACUUCAAGAGCGAAAAAAACCUCCAGUUGCUAGGGAUAGCUUGCGUCACUCUUGCCACCCGAAUCGAAGAGAACCAACCUUACAACAGCAUACGGCAGAUAUCGUUCAAGGUGGGGAACAACUAUUACAGCAGAGGCGAAGUUGUAGCCAUGGAAUGGGUGGUGCAAGAUGUUCUAAGAUACAAAUGUUUACUUCCAACAACUCACCAUUUCCUCUGGUUUUAUCUCAAGGCAGCAAGAGCAGAUGCCAAUGUACAGAAUCUGUCGAAAUACUUGGCCGUCUUAUCCCUUCUGGACCAUGAAAGGCUUUCCUACUGGCCAUCUAGCAUAGCAGCCGGCUUGGUCAUCCUUGCUUGCCUGGCCACCAACCAUGAUGACUCGUGCCAAAUGGUUAUGGAGACCCAUGUUAGAACAAAGAACGAUGAUCUACCGGAAUGCAUGCAGAGCCUUCAGUGGUUGGUCAAGUACGCAUGCUAAGUACAGGGUUUCUAGUAAUAAUGAAAUUAGAACUGAGUUCAUCAAAACACUAAAGGAGGUAAGUAAUAAACAUAGCCUUUAUAGAUAACACUAGAUUCUUGUGCAUUUUUGCUCAGCUUGGAAUUCCUUCCACUAGAAAUUAGUGCGCUAUCAAAAGUAUACAGAUGAGUGCUAACAGCUACUUCGAUAAACAUUAAUUGCUGAGUUUGUAAUCGUGUUGUAAUUCUACAGUAAAACACAUCAUCGUUUGUACCAAACUUCCAAACUUUAUUUCGGUAGCAAGUUGUAUUUUCCUGCUUCAAAUCAAUUUCAUUUUUCAAUUGCAUAGCAACCUACAUCAACAAAAGAGGCAUUUAAAUCAACCUCUUCAA
Musa acuminata subsp. malaccensis (wild Malaysian banana) is the source of this 2161-nucleotide messenger RNA. Its product is annotated as cyclin-SDS-like. Gene Ontology annotation, biological process: mitotic cell cycle phase transition; regulation of cyclin-dependent protein serine/threonine kinase activity. Gene Ontology annotation, molecular function: cyclin-dependent protein serine/threonine kinase regulator activity. Gene Ontology annotation, cellular component: cyclin-dependent protein kinase holoenzyme complex; nucleus; cytoplasm. The record is from RefSeq and is a predicted model, not a curated record. NCBI's taxonomy places the organism in Eukaryota, Viridiplantae, Streptophyta, Magnoliopsida, Zingiberales, Musaceae.